AGUUGGCAGUGGGCGGAGCUGUGGGGAGCGAGCAGCGCGCUCCCGCGGAGUGUGUGGCAGUGCGCUGCUCGGUGCAGGAUGGCUCUGAUCUCUCUUCUCAUUCCUCUCCUCUCCUCCCUCCUCCCCGGGACCUCCGCCAACCGGCACGCCGUGCACUGGAACUCCUCCAACUACCACUUGCGGCGUGAUGGCUACACCGUCCAAGUGAACGUCAAUGAUUACCUGGACAUCUACUGUCCGCACUACAAUGAGACCAUCGCCGACCAUAGGAUGGAGCAAUACAUUCUUUAUAUGGUGAACUAUGAGGGCUACCGGACCUGCGACAUCGGCCAGGGCUUCAAGCGUUGGGAAUGUAAUCGCCCGCACUCGCCCAACAGCCCCAUCAAAUUUUCCGAGAAGUUCCAGCGGUACAGCGCCUUCUCCCUGGGCUACGAGUUCCACGCAGGCCACGAAUAUUACUACAUCUCCCAACCGACCCACAACCAUCGGCGUUCGUGUCUGAAGAUGAAGGUGUUUGUGUGCUGCGCCACCACGUCUCAUUCGGGCGAGAAGCAGUCCCCCACACUGCCGCAGUUCACGAUAGGACCUGAAGUGAAGAUUGAGGAUCUAGGUAACUUCAAUCCCGAGAUCCCGAAGCUGGAGAAGAGCAUCAGCGGGACGAGCCCGAAGAGGGAACACUUACAUUUGACUGUGGCCGUGUGUCUGGUUUUUUUAAUAACGUUCUUGGCAUCUUAGUUUUGCCGGCCGCAGGACUGGUCUGGAGGCCGAUUGGAACUGGAAUACUCUGCGGAUCGGACUCAUGACUGCACAGGUUGGGUCACAGCGGGGCGAGGACAGCGCUCUGUCCUCCAUGUCUUUUUUCUACCUUCUUUUUUUUUUUUCUUCAA
Molecule: messenger RNA, 887 nt
Organism: Rana temporaria (common frog)
Lineage: Eukaryota; Metazoa; Chordata; Amphibia; Anura; Ranidae
Product: ephrin-A3-like
Exons: 5
Coding region: 79-735 (218 amino acids)
Biological process (GO): ephrin receptor signaling pathway; axon guidance
Cellular component (GO): plasma membrane
Molecular function (GO): ephrin receptor binding
Source: RefSeq, a predicted model, not a curated record